UGUACAUUUUGAGGUUAUGUUGGUACAGGGUUAGAGGGUUAUGUGUCCCCAAUCCUGAGUCCACAAAAAAAAAUGGCAAAUUUCCGAUCAAUAUACAAAAUCCAAGUGUUCUUAACGAUCCUUGUUCACCUGACUGUAGCCCUGUACGAGGACCAGGUGGGCAAAUUCGACUGGAAACGUUCCUUCGUGGGCAAAGUGAAGUACGUCAGUAUCGAAGCGAAACGCAUAAUUGUGGCCACCGAGGAGAACGUUUUGGCCAGCCUAAACCUUAACUCGGGAGAGAUCCAGUGGCGCCAGGUUUUAGAGGACCCCACGCGUCACCAGAUCGAAUAUUUACGCGUGGAAAAAGACAUUUUAACAGUGUCCGGUGCCAAGAACACUUGGCUGGUGCGGACAUGGGAAAUCCACACCGGAACCUUGCUAAACGAAUGGACCAUCACUGGAGACCGUACAGUGAAAAGUGCCUUUACAGUCGACAAAGAUAAAUUGUACCAUAUAGUGCCAUUACUGGGCUCCCAAGUAGAAAUAACCAGUUAUACAUUAAAAGGUGUGAGAAGCGAGUUAAGGAAAGUUCCAGCACCGUGGACCAAAGAUGUAAAAGAGUGUGUCACUGCUAACAAUUACUUUGUGUGCACUACCAAUGAACACUUGCAUUAUUUAAACCUGCUGGAGCAGGAUGGAGAGUUUAGGGUUAAACCUUUGCAAGAAAUUGUCGAAGGGGUGGCAAGGAAUGUCGUCUUAGUACCAUUUGAUGGUGCCACCCCUGCCGUACUGGUGGUGCACAACAACGUAGCCAAACUGGUGCUAUUUCACGAUCAGAUUGUUAUUAAGGGUUACACUCUGUUGCCAAAUGCUGUAACGUUAGUCGAGCAAGGAAAAGAUGUCAUUUAUCAACUGGAAGCCAAUAGCAAUAAAGAGAAGCUUAUUAAAGUAAAAUCCAAGGAUUUCCACACAGGUGAGGACCAACACUCGGUGGACCUAGACUACCCGUUAGGCCUGGGCGCCCCCAUAAUCCUGGGGGCAAAGUCCGUGGGCGCGGAAACCCACUUGCUGUUAAGCACCACCGACAACGCCCUACUCCUAGUACGUCUCCCGGAAGGGAAAAUCCUCUGGACACGGGAGGAGGCGCUCGGCAGCAUCGUGGCCGCCGAGUUCCUGGAACUGCCGGUCUCCGAGCUGGACGCCUCGAUAGAGCACGAGUUCGACGGCGAGCAGGACGUUCUCUCGAUGUUCCUGCAUCGCGUUUCGACGCAGUUCAAUCAACUUUACGGGGUUUUCUUCGGCAAUCAGUUGCUCGUUAAUAACGGUCUGGUCAGAGACGAGUUCGGGUUGCAUAAGUUCAUAAUCGUGGCCACCAGGGCCGGGAAACUGUUUGCAAUAGACACUAUAUCGGGCAGUAUCGCGUGGACUUAUCGGUUGCCUAACGUGCAGCCCUUCUUAGGGCUGAACGGGGAGGAGAGCGUGCUGCUGUUGGUGCAAAGGGGGGCCCAGUACGCCCCGUUGCCCGCCCAAUGUUCCUUGGUCGCCCAAGAUUCCGUCUCUGGCAAAGGGGUUUUGUUCCAGUUCGAUCCGAUUAGUGGGUUUUCAUCCGAGGGGGUGCAGCGGUUGAAUUUCAGGGUGACCCAAGGGGUUCUUUUGCCCCAUCCCGAUAAAAAUUACCUCAAACCCUUGGUGCUGUUGUCAGACUCGGGGGCAAAGGUGUAUCCCCCAGAGGCCCAGGUGCCUCCUCGCACUUUUCUGUAUACGGUGGACCAAAAAACGUCCAGUUUGCACGGGUUUGUUUUGGAUAAUGGCUCAGACCUCACUCCCUUGUGGGAGGUGAGGUUGCUCCCCUCGAAAAUCACUGGGGUGGCCAUGAAACCUGCGAGCGAAAGAGUGCAUUCGCAAGGGAAGGUUUUAUACGAUCGCUCCGUUUACUAUAAGUACGUUAAUCCGAACAUUUUGGCCGUGGCCACGGUUACCCCGGACCCGAUUCAUCGCAGCGUGGUCACAAUCUUCCUUAUAGAUGGCGUCACCGGUUUCAUAACUUACUCCGCCUCCCACAAGAGGGCCAGGGGCCCCGUACUGCUGGUCCACUCGGAAAACUGGCUCGUCUACAGUUUCACCAACGACAGAUUCAGACGUACGGAGGUGGCGGCCGUCGAGCUGUACGAGGGCCACACCCAGACCAACAGUUCCGUCUUCAGUUCGUACGCGGUCAGUCAGUUGCCCCUCGUACAGACCCAAAGUUACAUUUUGCCCGUCGUCCCCGUGAAAAUGACCGUGACCUUAACCGAGAGGGGCAUAACCAACAAAUUUCUGCUGAUGGCGCUGUCCAACGGGGCCGUAAUGGAAAUCCCGUGGCUGUUACUGCAGCCCCGGUUUCCCGGCAUGCCCUGCGGCCCGGAGGAGAGCUGCAUCCCGUACAUGCCGGAGAUCCCGGUGCCCCCGGAGGCCGUCAUCAAUUACAAUCAGACGUUGGAGCGGGUGCGGGGGAUCGAGGUGGGGCCCGCGAAGUUGGAGUCCACCUGUCACGUGUUGGUGCACGGGUUGGAUCUGUUUUAUACGCGGGUCGCGCCCUCGAAGACUUUCGAUUUGCUGAAAGAGGAUUUCGACUACAGACUGAUCGUGUUGGUGUUGUCCGGCCUGGUGGUCGCCUCGUUCGUUACGAAAUAUUUGGCGGGAAAGAAGAUGUUGAAGCAGGCUUGGAAAUAGUUCACGAUUUAAGCCAUUUUUUUUUUUUGGGAAAUCGGUCGUGUGGCGUUAGUUUAAAAGCAUUUCAAGUCAUUAUAGAUAAUACCUAAGAUGUAUAAAAGCGUACUGUUAAUUUAUUAUUAGUAGGUUAAUAAUAAUAAUAAUGUGGAUUUUUUAAUGCAACUAGUGAAUAUUCUUGUGCGGGUGAUUGAAUAGGCAAUGGACGUUUUUUUCUUUUGUAAAAAGUAUUGUAAUUUAUUGUUAUACAUUUUGUGAUGACAUACACAAUAAAAGAUAUUAAAAAAA
Molecule: messenger RNA, 2979 nt
Organism: Anthonomus grandis grandis
Lineage: Eukaryota; Metazoa; Arthropoda; Insecta; Coleoptera; Curculionidae
Gene: EMC1
Product: ER membrane protein complex subunit 1
Exons: 2
Coding region: 73-2694 (873 amino acids)
Biological process (GO): protein folding in endoplasmic reticulum
Cellular component (GO): EMC complex
Molecular function (GO): protein binding
Source: RefSeq, a predicted model, not a curated record